Messenger RNA from Somion occarium, 1630 nucleotides. The record is from the annotation of a GenBank genome assembly. Lineage: Eukaryota; Fungi; Basidiomycota; Agaricomycetes; Polyporales; Cerrenaceae.
CGCUAGGAAGGAGGCUUUCCCAACAAAUGAAGUGAAAGCGGCUCCGUGAGAAACUCCGUGAUCGAUCUCGCUAGCUUGCGAAACUUUCGUAAUUCGUCUUUCGCUGCGAAAGACGAAACAUAUGGCGAGUUGUCAUAACUUGCCACUAUCACUCUAAGUCUUCAAGAUCAAUUCUAACGUACUGAUAAUGCUGAAGUAUGUGGAUUAAUAGGGAACGAUCAGGGACUCUGCCAAUCUGGAAAAGUCGCUGCGUGCUGUCCAUGGAUUGUCGAGAACGUACUAAGCUGGCAGUCCUCCAAGCAACAGCAUUGGCAUCGCUUCAGAACGUCGUAAAGGGCGUCAAGAUCGCUGUGGAAGAGGAGGAGGAAUGCUGGACAAUAUCAAAUCCACAUCUCUUGUCAAAAGCAGGACGACUGAUGACCGUUCUUGUGAUCGUCAUUGCGGCGGACCUCUUGGCAAUUUGGCAUAGGUUCUCUGAAGAAGACCGGACUGUGUGUAUACUAUGUAGCUGCUUGGUGAUUCUCAUGAGCCUUCUGAGACGGCAUUGCGUCCAACAACGCAGAACGUGUAUCCUUCCAGAAGGAGCCCUUGCAUAUGUGCAGUGGAUGUUUAGGCACCUCGUCGGUAUGAUCGCUAGUAACACACCUCCAACCCUCGUGGAGGAUGUCGGCCAGACUCGGGUGACAGUGUAUAUAGGUUUCAUGAGUUUUAUGAUUCUCAUUUGGGAACACAUCAUCACAUUUGGAGAUGAAGUCGAGUACAUUUGGAAGGGCAGGAAGGGCCCCAUUGUUUGGCUAUUCUUCCUCAAUCGUUACCUCACGCCUCUGGGUUUCAUCAUCAAUCUUUUUGCCUACCUGUCUCCGUCAUGGACCCAAGAGGGUGCUAUGAUUGUGGUUGGACUGAAUAUAACAGCCCUCAUGAUGUUUCUUCGCGUGUAUGCUCUCUAUCCUACUCGUUAUGUCGUAUUGGCUGUCGUGGGUAUAGUAUUCUGUGCUGAACUGGCAGUCAAUGCCUGGCUAACCUCACACGGGCAAGCCGUAGUCCACAACUCUCAAAUCCAUGCUUGCACUAUGGUAUUUGAUCCCUCAAUCGGGGCCAUUGCGUCUGCGUCUGCCUGGUUACCCCUGCUCUACGAUACCAUCGUCUUCAUUCUCAUUGUCAAACGCACAUUACAACCUGUCCGCCGACAUGCUGCUGGCAAAAUAAUCAAAGUUCUGCUCCGAGACGGUGUGUUAUAUUAUAGCGUUAUCUUCUCUCGUAGUUGGAACAACUAUUGACAGUCGCGAUGAUGUCACGUAUUACGCUCCACCUCAAGAAACAAAGCCGAAUAAACAGACCAAUAGCAGAGUUCAAGGGAAUUUCUGCACCCUCUGUCGGACCUUCUAAUAUGCUUCGUUUCACUCGUUCGCAUCACGGUGUCACCAACGCUAUCAAUCCUGAAGUUACGGUCACUAUUGAAGAACUCGUCACUCACGACGAUGGAUCUGUGAAUAUCAGUGAUCGUCCAGGUACUAUCGGUCAACAAAGCAAGAAAGUGGAGUGGCAGAAGAUGCAAAACGUGAAUCGAGCUCCGAAUCCUCUGUGUAUUUAUAUGCUUACCCGUCGUUGUAGCUACUAUUCGAUGUAAGAU